Messenger RNA from Carassius gibelio (silver crucian carp), 10109 nucleotides. RefSeq names its product ankyrin repeat domain-containing protein 11-like. NCBI's taxonomy places the organism in Eukaryota, Metazoa, Chordata, Actinopteri, Cypriniformes, Cyprinidae. Gene Ontology annotation, biological process: anatomical structure morphogenesis. The record is from RefSeq and is a predicted model, not a curated record. Gene Ontology annotation, cellular component: nucleus. Gene Ontology annotation, molecular function: protein binding. The transcript is spliced from 13 exons. Bases 545 to 8977 code for a protein of 2810 amino acids.
GUCAGCGCGAGUCAAAGGCCGAUCGAGACUGUUCGGAAGGACUCGGACGGAGAGGAUUAACUUGAAACGGAAUUUUAUUUUUUACACCUCAUAUCAAGGCAAAUCUGCAAACUUAACGUUACGGAGACCCAUGGACUGUUUAAAGGGACGGAUGGAGAUUUUAUAACCACUUCUCUUACCAGUUUAUCGGAGCCCUGUGAGAUUUUAAUCAUCGCAUUUUGGGGAAGGUUGUCAGUGAUUAGCUUAGCACGCUGGAGCGAGCGGGGACUGAGAUGAGCGUCGCGCGCCUCGGAUGUUCCCGCAUCGGAGCUCGCUGAAGCAGAAGGCCUCAAAUGGGAAAAACAAGCAUCGGGAGGGAAUACCAAGUAUAAUUUUGUAGAUGUAGCUCACGUUUAAAAAAAAGGAUUCCUUGGACUUGACAGCCACAUCUUCAGCAUUUUUAGUUGGAUUUUAACCUUUCCCAUCUGAAGACGGCCAUGGAAUCGACGGUCGAUGACGAUGCGAUGGAAGCGUGAAUGAGGUUUGGCGUGGCAAUAGCUGAACGAUGCCCAAGGGUGGGGGUUCUAAAACCCCCCAGCUGGAUGACUUCCCAUCCAACACCGACAUGGUGGAAAAGCAGGGUGGGAAGAAGGAUAAAGACAAAGGCUUGUCAAACAAGACUCCUAAAUUGGACCACAGCGAUGGUGUCAAAGAGAUGAAAGAGAAAGCUCCUAAGAGGAAGCUGCCCUUCACUGUCGGAGCCAAUGGGGAUCAGAAAGAUUCUGACUCGGAAAAACAAGGUCCAGAGCGGAAGCGCAUUAAAAAAGAGCCCACUAACACCAGGAAGUCAGGCUUGCCAUUUGGGAUGGGCAUGCCAGGGAUCCGGGCCGGGUACCCCCUCUCAGAGCGGCAGCAGGUGGCUCUUCUCAUGCAGAUGACGGCGGAGGAGUCCAUAAACAGUCCAGACACCACACCAAAGCAUCAGUCGCAGUCCAAUCUGGGUCAGAAGGGAACACCAAACUCUGCCUCAAAAACCAAAGACAAAGUUAACAAGCGGAAUGAGAGGGGUGAGACGCGGCUGCACCGGGCAGCCAUACGUGGGGAGGCACGCCGGAUAAAGGAGCUCAUCAACGAGGGAGCUGACGUGAAUGUAAAAGACUUUGCAGGCUGGACCGCACUGCAUGAGGCGUGUAACAGAGGGUAUUACGAUGUGGCCAAGCAGCUGCUGGCAGCCGGGGCUGAGGUUAACACCAAGGGCCUGGAUGACGACACGCCUCUACAUGAUGCGUCUAACAAUGGCCAUCUUAAAGUUGUGAAGCUGCUGUUACGAUAUGGAGGGAAUCCUUCUCAAAUCAACAGAAGAGGAGAGACUCCGUUAAAAGUGGCAAAUUCGAAAACAAUGCUUAAUCUGUUGCUGGGAAAAGGCACUUACACCUCCAGUGAGGAGAGUUCCUCAGAAUCUUCUGAAGAGGAGGAUGCCCCAUCAUUUGCCCCAUCCAGCUCUGUUGAUGGCAAUAAUACAGACUCAGAGUUUGAGAAGGGCUUGAAAUUAAAAGGGAAGGGCAUGGACCCACCCAAAUCCACCACCACUCCUGUCAAGGAUGAGUACGAGUUUGACGAGGAUGAUGAGGAGGAGCGUGUCCCACCUGUGGAUGACAAGCAUCUGCUCAAGAAAGAGUUCCGCAAGGAACCCAUCAGCAAGACAAACAGCUUAAUCUCCAUACCCAAGAUGGAGGUUAAAACCUAUUCCAAAAGCAACUCGCUGACACCAAAGAAAGCUGUGCGCAGGAUCCUGUCGGACAGCAACAGCUCGGACGAGGAUGACAGGACGUUAUGUUUCACACCCACGUCCACUCCAAGGCAAACUGCACCUCAGACCAAUGUCAAGAGCCGGGACUUGACGUCAUUGAGCUCUAAGCAGCAAAAAGACAAAAGUAAAGUCAAGAAGAAGAGGAAGAAGGAGAUAAAAAAUAAUGUUAGUAAGGUGCGCUUUGUUAGAGCGAAUGCCAAGUUUUGCACCUCGGAUUCUGAGAUUGGGGAUGUGGAGAGUGAGGAUGAUAAAGGAUCCAUGCAGAGUGCAAAUUGUGUAAAGGACUCUUCUACCUUGAGCCUCAAAGAACCCUCUGUUUUUAGUUCUCUGUCUAUCUCGAAUUCAUCCUCCACGCACGGGAGUCUGGGCUCUCAGAAACUCACACAGUCUCUGGCAGAGCAGCAUCCAAAGCAGUGGAGGACAGAUGGCUGGAAGACUGUGUCCUCUCCAACGUGGUCUGAUGUCAGCUCCCUCUCAGACUCAGUCAGAACAAGGCUUUCCAGCGAGUCAGACUACUCUUCUGCCGACUCCAGCAUUGAAUCUGUGAAACAGGUGAAAAAGAAAGUGCAAGAUAACAGAAAGAAAAAUAACAUGCAUGCCAAUGUGGUAGACAAAAAGAACUCGGAGUUCUACAAGAAUUCGAACGCAGAUGGGACCAUUUCUAAAACGGACAAAGAUGGAAAAGUGUUAAAGAAACACAAAGUGAAACACAAACAUAAAAGUAAGGAAAAAGAUAAAGCUCCAAGUGUCGUGUUGAGUCAAGACAUGAAUGAAAAGUUUGUCAAGAGCUUUUCUUUUGACUUUGACGAUACCAGGCUGAAGUCGCUAAUUGUUGAGACCGAGUCACCUUCUGAAAAUAGGGUCAAAUUGUCCAAACAUGAGAAAGAUCAUUUUAAGAAGGAGGACAGACUGUCUAAGGGUAAAUCAGAAGACAAGGACUGGCCAGGUAAAGAAACUCAAAGGGUGAUCAAGGAAGAGAGGUCAAAGAAGACAAAGGAGUCCAACAAGGAAAAGGUGAGCAAAGAGGAGAGGGACAAACCUUUGAAGACUGAGAAGGAGAGAAGCAUAAAAGACAAAGACAAGGCAAAAGAGGAGAAGCAGAAACCCCAUAAAGAUGACAAAAAGAAAAAGUCUAAGGAUAAGUCUCUUAAAGUCGACAAAAAGAAUGAGCAGAAAGACGACAAACAUUUUAAAUCUGAGAAAAGCAUAAAAGAAGAAAAAGAAAAGUCAAAGAGGGAUAAAAACAUCAAGGAGGAAGCUGAUUCUGAACAUUGUGACUUAAAAAAUCACCUACUAGAGGACACCAAGAUGAGUGCGUCCGAUGACCCCCAUGAUCGGUGGCAGUCAGAUAUGUCUUCUGACAGUUCGCUUUAUGGAGAUGAUAGCUGGGACGCCCCUGUAAAAGAAUACAAAGCAAAUAAUGCGGUCAAGUUAAUUGUAGAAACAGUCAAAGAGGAAAGCAAGGAAAGGAAAAAGGAAAAUAAGGUCAAAGAUAAAAAGCCAGAUCAUGGAGAAAAACGUCCUGAAAAGGAAACCGCAUCAAAGAAGAAAGACAAAGAGUCCUCUGAAAAGAAUGCUGAAAAGAAAAAAGACUGGACAGACAAACAAAGAUUUAAUUCUGGUCAGUCACUGGAAAAGGAGAAGAAACGAAAAGAAUCAGCAGAGGGUGUCAAAGAGAAGAAAGAUAAGGAUUCUGUGGAUGGCAGCAGAGACAGAAAAGACUCCUAUGAAUUUACUAAAGAAAGGAAAGACUCCAAAACAAAACAAGAAUCUUUGAGAGAUGACUAUGGGAAUGAGGCCUUCUAUAAAGACAAACCAGAAAAUGAAAACACUUGCAAGUCUGACCCCAGGGAGAGAAACCACUCUGGAAAGGAAAGGGAGAAGAAAACGGAUAGUGUGGAAAAGAAAGAGAAGUCCAAAGGAGAAAAACACAAGGACAAGCCUAAGGACAGAAAUUUGGACCAGGAAAAGGACAAACCUGAGAAAAACUCAAUUGAUAAAUCAAUGAAAGAGAAAGAUCCAGAAAGGACCUCCAAAGACAAGCGAGAUGGGUUUAAAGAAAAACAUAAAGAUUCUCAUAACAAAGAAAAAGACAGGAAGAUGUCAUCUGAACAGAAUAAAGAUAAAAAAGAAAAGACAUCCCAGGACAAACAUGCUGAUAGAGAAAAAGAUUUCUCAGAGUUUAAGAAAGAGGAGCGAAAACCUGAAAAGGUGAGAGAGAAGACAUGGUAUGCAAUUGAAGAUAUUUUUACAGAUGAAAGUGAGGAUGAAGAUGACAAUUAUAACGGGGGUGUUGCAAAAUUUAGUGACUCUCUUGGACUGUCAGAUUCACACAGGAAAGAUUCCACGCCUGACAGAGAUGAAAUGGAUAAUUUCCAAACAGAUAAACAUAAGAAAUACUCUGAGGGCAAAACACAUUCCACGGAAAAACAAAAAGACAAGGAACAUAAAGAGAAGAAAAAAGAGAAGGCAGCAUUUGAUGCUGGAAAAGAGAGAAAAGCCUCCAUGGAAAAACACAAAGAUAAAAAGGACAAAGAUUCAACUGACACAAAACAUAAGGAACGUAAGGACAGAGCAUGUGUGGAUUCAAAUCAAGACAAGAAAAGCAAGCAGAAACUUCUUGACAAGAGAGACAUCAGUGAAGAAAAGGGCAAAAAUAAAUACAAAGACAAGACUGAGCACUCAAAAGAACGAAAAUUUUCAAAGGGGAGUGGUGAAAAUGAGAAAUCCUUGUUGGAGAAACUUGAGGAGGAGGCUAUGAAUGAGUAUAAAGAUGAUUCCAAUGAUAGAAAUAGUGACAUUUCAUCAGACAGUUUCACAGACAGAGGUCAUGAGCCUCUUCUAAGCAGCUUCUAUGAUUCCUCCAACAUCAGCAUACCUGACAUAUCAGAGGAGAGAAGAGAGUCAGUAUCCAUUUCUAAUCCACAGGACAAGUUCCGAGAGCGAGAGAGGCAUAGACAUUCAUCAUCUUCAUCAUCCAAAAAGAGCCAUGACAAAGACAAGGAGAAAGUCAAGAAAGAAAAGGGCGAGAAAAAAGAGAAGUCAGAGGAGAUAUCCAGAGAAUCCUAUGGCCGCAGAGAAAGCUUGCCCUUUGACAAAGAGCCCAUGCCUUUGGAGGCCGACCCUUACACUUUUCCAUAUGGUUCCAAAGCUGAUGGUGAGGAUGAUUUGGAAAAAACUCUGGAAUUUGAGAAGGAGAUGUCCAAAAAGGACAAGAUGAAUAGUGUCAUGAGCAGUGAGAAAAUAAAAGACAAAAAGAAGAAAGAGAAACACAAGGAAAAAGUGAAAGAAGAAAAGCAUAAAUAUUCAGAUGGUUUUGGCUCCUUCAGGCACUCAAAAGAUGAACAAAAAUCUGGAUUGAAGGAAAACACUCAAGUCACAUGUCUUAAAGAUAAAUCUAAAGAAGACAGUUCUAAAUUUGAUGGGAAAAAUAAGGAGAGAAAUAAAGAUAUCAUGGAUAAAGAUAGAGCAGAUAUAAAAACAAAGGUCAAAGAUGAGAAUGACAAAAUCAGCCUGUCAAAAGAGACACCUCGAAAGGACAACCGCCCUCGUGAAAAACUUUUGGUUGAUGGUGAUUUUAGACUGACAAGUUUUGGCAAAAUGCUUAGUUUAAAAGACCAGGAAAUUGAAGAGCGCCAUAAGAAACACAAGGAGAGAAUGAAACAGAUGGAAAAACUGAGGCAUCGAUCAGGCGACCCAAAAUUCAAAGAUAAAACUAAGUCAAAUGAAGAACUGAAGAAGAACCGCAGUGAACUCUCCAAAAAAUCUGCUUCAGUGGAAACUGCUUUGAAAGAGAAAAAGCUUAAAGAUAUUGGCCUUCCAACCCAAAUGAUGUCGCCUGAUAGAAAACCACAACCUAUUGAGGGUCAGAACUCGAAAGACCAGCCAUUUGGCCACCAAAUGAAGGAAAGUCUUCCUGCAUCUCCACGACCUGACCAGAACAGACCAACAGGUGUCCCCACCCCAACAUCGGUCAUCUCAUGUCCAAGCUAUGAGGAAGUCAUGCAAACUCCACGCACUCCAUCCUGCAGUGCUGAGGACUAUCCUGAUAUCAUGUUUGAGAAUCUUGAGUGUCAGAAUUCCUCUGCCACAACCAUGUCCAUGAAUGCCUGCUCUCCUACGUUCUUUGAUAGAUAUUCUAACUCGUCAAGUAACGUCCAGGAGGAAGCAUGCAUAACACCAGCAAAGGACAUGCAGUUACCCCUAGCGAGUCGGUCUGUCCCUUCUGAUGUCAGAAGACCACUUGAGAUUGAGUUCAAAGUAGAGGCUGACAAGUUAGGACAGCAACAUAUACCAGAAGGAACAGAAUUUGAGUCUUCAGCCUCACAUCUCACUGAGGACAAGAUGGCAGCUGACAGACUUAAUUGCAUUUCCUCAACAUUCUGUUUAUCACCUAUCGGCAUGAUGUCUCCCAUGCCUGACCCAUCGCAAGAUGAUAGGGUGCCAGAUGAAGCAUCUCCUGUAAAUUGCAUCAUGGAUGGCAGUGAACACUCAGAAAGUGUCUUUAACAACUUUCUUAUGAAGCCCUCAACUCCAGUCCAUAGACCUGAUCCCCAGGAACCUUGUCUGGAUAUAGCUGCUCCCCCAACUCCAGCACCUGCUGCCCUGCCUCCCAUGGAUCUUGAUGAUCUUUCAGAGCCACACCAAAGUGGACCUGGUCUAACACCAGUCCACCCUGUUAGUGGGAGUGACUACAUGCCUCCUGUUGUUGAAGAGCAAGACGAAGAGGAGGAGGAGGAUGAUGAUUUUGUUGAGGAUGCCAGAGAAGAUGACCAUGCUCCAGUGGAGACCAUCCAGUCCAGAAACGACCCUACUUAUUCACUUGGUAUUGAGGAAUUGGACAAAAAGUCUUGGCUUGAAUGUCCAGAUAGAAGAGAUCCUGAUGUACUUACCAUAAUACCAACCCAUCUGCAAGAUAACUACAUGGACAACUCAUGUGAUCAGUCCUUAGGCUGGAAUUCAGAAGAGCUCAUGAAAUCACCUCAUGAGAGUUACAGAGAGGUUGAGGCAGCGGUCUCAAAGAUUAGCAGUCCCUAUUCACACUCAGAUUGUGAUAUACAUCAUAUACCAAGUGUAAUGUCCGUGACACCACCUUACACUACUUAUUCUGCAGCAUACUGUCCAUCGCAAAUAUCUGACUCUCAUUAUGAGGUCCACAAAGACACAGUGGAGGACAUCCAAUCACCAGAAAGACCUGUAACAGAGGCAUUGGAGUCUGAAUCAUCUCAGCUAGAAACUUUCUUCACUGAUUGCAAACCAAACCCUGACGAAGAUCCGAUGGACCUAGAGCCCCCAUGUAUGAUGAAAGCUGAUAGUCAAGGGUCUCCUACCUAUGCUGCAGAAAACAACAUGUCUGUAGAUCCGCCAGUCAGCCAAGAACCAGUUGUUUCAUGGGUGGAUCCAUUCUCAAGUGCACCUGAUGAAAUGGAUGACAUGGGUCCCUUCUCUAUACCAGACCUUCCGUUUCCAGAGAAGGAGAUGCAGGAUCCUGAUAUAACAGCCUCAGAAAUUGCAGAGAGUAAGCAUCCACCUUCUCAGACGAGACCUCCAGUCAUUGAGACAAGUGAAAAUAAAAUAAUGGAUGCUGACCUGCCAAGUUUGUCCAAAACUCCUUGUUCUCCUGCAGUUGUUCCUCAGACUGAAUCUGGUCAGGAUUUGGUUCCUCCAAUAAGUGACAAUGGCUAUAGACCACAGUGCGAGUUGGAGCCAGAACCUCAGAACGUCCCAGAUGUUCCUCCUAUGAAAGAAACAAUUCCAGAGGAGAGCAGAGCAUUUGAAGAUGUAAAUGAAAACAAUGUUAAAUUGUUUUCUACUGAAAAUGAAAACAGGCAAGAAGAACCAACCCCAGAUAACAUGAUGCCAUCAGUUAUGGUGCAACAUUUGGAUCUACAAGCCACCACACUUUUAUUAGGACAAAAUCCUGUGGUAGCUUUGGGUCCCUCGUGUAGCCCUCAUUCUUCUGUUCAGGUUCCAAGUGUCUCGGUGCCUAGCAGCACUCAAGUAACAGAGGAACUUGAAACAACCGCCAAGUUGUCAGUGACCAUACCAGUAUCUGAUGCACCCAAGAAAAUUGAGGAAAUACCUCAGAGGAUGACCCGGAAAAAGGCUCAGAUGCUGGCCAAUCAGAACAAGCAGAGUGCUGCAUUAAGCUCAUCAAGCGUCACCUGUUCGGUAUCCUCCUCUUCAGUCACCACAAGUGUGACCACCUCUUGUGUCACUGUAGAAAAGGAAAAAGAGCCCAUCAGCUCAACCACAGCUCAAACGUCCACACCUGCACCUGCACAAAUAACCAAAACAAAAGGCAAGCCUGUUGACGAUGACGACAACCAGUCCCAACAUCCACGCAAGAGGAAGUUUUCAAAAUCAGGCCAGCAACAAGUGCAGGUUCAGCUUGUGAACACAGCCAUGAAGCAGACUCGGGAGAUGAUCCAGCAGACACUGGCAGUCAUUGUGAAUGCCAUCAAAUUGGAUGAAAUCGAGCCAUACCACAGUGACCGUUCCAACCCCUAUUUUGAGUACCUUCAGAUCCGCAAAAAAAUUGAGGAAAAGCGGAAGAUUUUGUGUUACAUAACACCUCAAGCUCCCCAGUGUUAUGCAGAGUAUGUUACGUACACAGGCUCCUAUCUACUUGAUGGCAAGCCUUUGAGCAAGCUUCAUAUUCCUGUGAUUGCUCCACCCCCAUCUUUGUCGGAGCCCCUAAAGGAGCUGUUCAGACAGCAAGAGGCAGUGAGAGGAAAACUAAGACUGCAGCACAGCAUCGAGAGGGAGAAGCUGAUUGUGUCUUGUGAGCAAGAAGUGCUGCGAGUUCAUUGCAGAGCAGCAAGAACGAUCGCAAAUCAGGCCGUUCCUUUCAGUGCUUGCACAAUGCUGCUGGAUUCAGAAGUCUACAACAUGCCAUCAGAAAGCCAGGGGGAUGAAAACAAGUCUGUGAGAGAUCGCUUCAAUGCUCGGCAGUUUAUCUCCUGGAUUCAAGAUGUGGAUGAUAAGUACGACCGCAUGAAGACGUGUUUGCUAAUGCGGCAGCAGCAUGAGGCGGCCGCUCUGAAUGCAGUGCAGAGAAUGGAGUGGCAACUCAAGGUACAGGAGCUGGACCCUGCUGGACACAAAUCUUUGUGUGUGAACGAGGUCCCCUCCUUCUACGUGCCAAUGGUCGACGUCAACGAUGACUUUGUACUGUUGCCUGCAUGACACAGACACACAUUGAGACUCUUGAGAGUUCGGUCUAAUAUUAACCAUCUAUCAAAGAGACAUCAAACAAAGUUCGGUAAGGGCUAGCUGGUUUGAGGAGAUUUCUUUGAGGAGAGAAAAUAUAUAUUAUAUAGAAAAAACGUAAAUGACAAAACUCAUCCUUUUCUGCCCGAGGAGGAACCGUCUUUUUACGGGAGAAAAAAACACAACUUGCACUUUUAACCUCAAGUUUUUAUGGUUUUGUUUGGGAUCUUAAAAGCAAAAUAGUUUUGAACCUUGUCCCUCCUGUCUGGGGUUAUUUGAGACAGAAUUUUUCUCUGUCCCAUCCCAUUCUAAGUUACAACAGACAUGGAGCUUGAGACAGGUUCGUCCACCUGUGUGCUCAGGAACAAAGGGACAGACAGCACAGGGGUGGACACAGAACAGCGAACACAGUCAAAACGACACGAGAGUGCAACAGGAGUGCUAACAAUCCCUCAACCUGUUUGACCCUGAGUCUAUAAUGCAUACAGCAGUGGAGAGAGUAACUCCUGCUGUACAGCACCCCGUGCAGCCCCAAAAUCAGGGCAGGAAGCUGCAUGCAGGAGGCGUCAGCUCAGAGACGGAGCGGGAAGCAGAGACUGCGUUCAAUUUUAGGGCAUCCACACAGGGCCUGAGACCUAGAGUGCCCUCUCGUGGUAAUAACAGUGAAGUUGGUCCCAGAUGCAUGGAUGGAGGGUCCCUAAGCCAGGUCUGACAUGCCUGGUUUCAAACAACUGCAUAAGGAAAAGACUAAUGAAAGAGCAAAUGUUGCUGUCACAAAUCACAAGACUUACAAGAUUAUAGUUUUUCCUUUCUUUUUUUUUUUUAUGUGUAAUAUGUCUUUCUUUACUCGGGCAUUUCAUUGUUCCCUUUCUGAGGAAGUGACUUGAAACACUACAGAGCCAACAUUAGUUUAAUGGAAAAAAAUACAAAACUGAAAAAAAAAAAAAGAUUAUUCCGUAAAUGAUGUACAGUUUUUAUAAUCAUUAACCAAUGUAUUCUCGCUGCCUUCUAGAUAAUUUAUUUUGCCACACAUUACUGCACAGUUGUAAAUAACUUAUGUACUGUAACAUCACUCAGUUAAGUGUAAAAAAUAAAUGAAUAAAAGUUA